AAAUGAGUCUCCCAAGAGGAUUCUUCUUCCUCGUGGCUCUAUUAUUCACCUUCACCACUGCUGCAUAUGCUGCAAGGUUUGAUAUCACAAACCGAUGCCGCAACACUGUGUGGGCGGCGUCUGUGCCUGUUGGCGGUGGCAGACAAUUAAACCCCGGCGAUACCUGGUCCGUUGACGUGCCGGCAGGAACCACAGCGGCCCGCAUUUGGGCCCGAACCGGUUGCAACUUCGACGGGUCGGGUCGGGGUGGAUGUCAGACCGGAGACUGUGGUGGAGUCCUGCAAUGCAGAGCAUACGGUGCUCCUCCCAACACCCUAGCGGAAUUCGCGCUGAACCAGUUCAACAAUUUGGACUUCUUCGACAUCUCCCUGGUCGACGGUUUCAACGUUCCCAUGGAGUUUAGUCCAACGUCGAACGGAUGCUCACGUGGCAUAUCAUGCACUGCUGACAUUAACGGACAGUGUCCCUCUCAGCUGAAGGCUCGAGACGGUUGCAACAACCCAUGCACCGUCUUCAGAACCAACGAAUACUGUUGCAAUUCCGGAAGCUGUUCUGCUACUGCUCUGUCCAAAUUCUUCAAGGAUAGGUGCCCCGAUGCUUAUAGUUAUCCCAAAGAUGAUCAGACCAGCACCUUCACUUGCCCCGGCGGAACUAACUAUAAGGUUGUCUUUUGCCCUUGAACCACCCACUUUGCAUAUAUGUAUGCACUCAGAAUAAACAAAAUUAUUAAAUAAAAAAGGAGUACUUUGCGUACCCUUCUAUCA
This is a messenger RNA of Vigna umbellata (rice bean), 764 nucleotides long. Its product is annotated as protein P21-like. NCBI's taxonomy places the organism in Eukaryota, Viridiplantae, Streptophyta, Magnoliopsida, Fabales, Fabaceae. The record is from RefSeq and is a predicted model, not a curated record.